AAGCCCACUCUCUCACUCCCCAUCGAAGAAGAUAUUUAUUUUGUAUUUCCCUUCGAUCACUUCGAUCGCGUUGCAGCAGAUCAUUCCAUUAAUUCUUCCGUGUUCGGGUGUUGUUGAGAGGAUCGUGGUGGAGCGGGGAUGGCGAGCACGGCAUUGAAGGCGUCAGGGUGCUCCGCAUUGAGCCCCGGCGUUCACGUAUGCGCGAGAACCAGGGCCGCACCGCACCGCACAUCCCUGGUGCGUCAUUCAAUUGGCUUCAACGUUCCCGGAUUUCAAUGUAUAGGUGCCUUCGGCAGCAACGUAGUGAGUAAGCCAAAGGGCUUAAGUUUGCGAGCUAGCGUCAGCACAGCUGAAGGUACCGAGCUAGAUGCCAUCAGAAAAUACAGCGAAGUGGUACCUGAUACAGUAAUAUUUGACGACUUUGAAAGGUUUCCUCCUACAGCUGCCACAGUCAGCUCCUCGUUGCUGCUUGGAAUAACCAGUGUUCCUAAAGGAUCAUACAAUGGCGCCAUUGAUAGUGCCUUGGCAUAUAACAAGUGCUACGUGGAGAAUAGUGGGGAGCGGUUAUCAUGUUUUUUGAACAAGGCUCUUGUUAAUGUUGGAGCGGAAUUGGUGAAGUCAGUACCAGGUCGAGUGUCCACUGAAGUGGACGCCCGUUUGGCUUAUGACACUCCCGGCAUCGUCAAUGAGGUACAUGAACUUCUUCGGAUGUACGAUGAAGUCGAAGUUCCCAGGGAUAGGCUGCUCUUCAAGAUUCCUGCUACGUGGCAGGGUAUUGAAGCCACAAGGCAGCUGGAAACUGAAGGCAUUCAAACACACGUCAGCCUAGUUUACAGCUUUGCUCAAGCCUCCGCUGCAGCCCAAGCAGGUGCAUCUGUAAUUCAGAUCUUCGUUGGCAGGGUCCGGGAUUGGGCUCGGACAAAUUCAGGUGACAAAGACGUUGAUGCAGCUUUAGCGAGUGGAGCUGAUCCUGGCAUUGCACUUGUUACAAAAUCUUACAACUACAUCCAUAAAUAUGGGCACAAAUCCAAACUCAUGGCAGCGGCAGUGCGCAACAAGCAAGAUGUUUUCAGCCUGCUUGGCCUGGAUUACCUCAUAGUGCCAGUCAAGGUGCUCCUGUCUCUGAAAGAAUCCAAGGCUGAUCUUGAAGACAAAUAUGCAUUUGCAAGACGUUUGAGCCCAUCCACUGCCCAGAAUGCAACGUUUUCAGAACAAGAGAUCCAAAAAUGGGAUCAAGGUACUUUUGCGAAAGCGUUAGGCCCACUAGCUGAGGAUCUGCUGCGGCGGGGACUUGAUGGCUACAUCAACAAUACUGAGCGGGUCGAGGAGCACUUCUCCAAGAUCUGGCCCCCGCCCAAUGUCUAAAAGGGUCUAGUAAGCUAGCCCGCUGGUGCCACAUGAAGUUUGGUUGAAAGCUUCAGAUUAUGUUGUAACUUUUGUAUAAGGUUUUAGAAUUGUAAGUAGACCUUGGCUUUCGAGGUUUGAAAGAUUGAAGUGAAAUGUUCCUGUACGAGCAAGAUGGAGAACAUGGUUUUUUGCAGCGUAGCUGCACUGAUUGUACUCUUCCGCACUCCAGUAACAUGUUUUCAAUUUUGUAUCUUA
Molecule: messenger RNA, 1602 nt
Organism: Physcomitrium patens
Lineage: Eukaryota; Viridiplantae; Streptophyta; Bryopsida; Funariales; Funariaceae
Biological process (GO): pentose-phosphate shunt; carbohydrate metabolic process
Cellular component (GO): intracellular anatomical structure; cytoplasm
Molecular function (GO): transaldolase activity
Source: RefSeq, a predicted model, not a curated record